AUGCUUGGCUGCAAGGCAUGUGCCACUCCACUGGAACCCAAUCAGAAAUUGGAGGAUGGUGAAGGAGGAGAAGCUGUUGAUAGGGGGAGCUAUCAGCGAUUAGUGGGUAAGCUCAUUUACCUAUCUCACUCCCGUCCUGAUAUUGCUGUUACUAUCAGUGUGGUUAGUCAGUUUAUGCAUGCUCCUCAUCAGAUUCACUUUGAGGCUGUCAUGAGAAUCUUGAGGUACUUGAAGUCUGCUCUUGAUAAGGAUGCUGACUGGACUGGAUCAGUAAUUGAUAGGAGAUCGACUUCAGGGUACUGCACUUUUGUUGGAGGCAACCUAGUUACUUGGAGGAGUAAGAAACAGAAUAUGGUUGCCAUGUCAAGGGAUGAUAUUCUAUCAAACCCUAAGCUGGUUACUCAAGGUUCAGAUGAAUCACAGUGGUCAACUGGUGGUGGUGAUGAAUCAUGUUAUCAAUUCUGA
Camellia sinensis is the source of this 465-nucleotide messenger RNA. NCBI's taxonomy places the organism in Eukaryota, Viridiplantae, Streptophyta, Magnoliopsida, Ericales, Theaceae. The record is from RefSeq and is a predicted model, not a curated record.